This is a messenger RNA of Plenodomus lingam JN3, 933 nucleotides long. The record is from RefSeq and is a predicted model, not a curated record. NCBI's taxonomy places the organism in Eukaryota, Fungi, Ascomycota, Dothideomycetes, Pleosporales, Leptosphaeriaceae.
AUGGCUCCACAACUCGCAUGGAUUGGUCUUGGUAACAUGGGAAGGGGAAUGUGCAAGAACCUCGUUGAAAAGGGCAACCUAGACAAGCCCCUCAUCCUCUACAAUCGCACCCUAUCUCGCUCAGAUGAUCUCUCCGCCAAACUCGGAUCCUCCAAGACAAAGGUUGCAUCGACCAUCCAAGAUGCAGUCAAAGACGCCGACAUAAUCUUCAUGUGUCUUAGCGACGACGCCACCGUUUCCUCCACGGUGGACACAAUCCUCGAAUCCAACAUCGCAGGCAAACUAAUCGUAGACUGCUCCACCAUCCACCCGGACACCACCAACGCCCUCGACAACAAGAUAACAAAGAACAACGCCUCCUUUGUCGCCAUGCCUGUCUUCGGUGCCCCCGCAAUGGCAGAUUCCGGCUCUCUCGUCUGUGUGCUCGCUGGCCCCGCGCCCUCAAUCCAAAAGAUCCUCCCCUACACAACCAACGUCAUGGGCCGCGCAAACAUCGACUUCUCCUCCCAACCCCCAGGAAACGCAACACUCCUCAAAGUGAUUGGAAACACCUUCAUCCUCAAUCUCAUCUCCCAGCUCUCCGAGGGCCACGUUCUAGCGGAGAAAUCGGGCCUUGGGACCGACAACCUGCAUGCUUUCAUCUCGGCCAUGUUUCCCGGGCCGUAUACCGCGUAUUCGCAGCGCAUGAUCGAAGGCGAUUAUUACAAGAGGGAGGAGCCGCUCUUUGCUGUGGAUUUGGCAAGGAAGGAUGCGAGGCAUGCUGCUAGUCUUGCAGAGAGUAGUGGGGCGGGAGAGGCCGUCAAGAUGUUGAAACUGGCACAGGGGCGGUUGGAUGGCGUAAAGAGUGAAUUGGGGGAGCGGGGGGAUAUUCCAAGUGUGUAUGGCGUCGUGAGGAAGGAGGCUGGAUUGGAGUUUAAAAAUAAGGGAGAUUAG